GAAGUCAGAGUCUGUAUGCGGGUAAACAAACCUAUCCGAUCGUAGUUAGCUGACAGAAAGAGUCUUUAAAGAUCAUAAUAGCUUUUUUUCAGCAAUGUUGCAGUUGUAUCUGGCUCUCAGAUAGAUUUGGUGAACUCAUCAACAGUAAUUCUGACAUCAGUCAUGUCGAGGAAGCAAUCAGGAAAGCCCGGACGUGGGAACAGGAAAUGUGAGGUGGAGAGAAAGAGGGAUGAACGUGCUGUCCGUAGGGCUCUGUCCAAAGCCAUAAAAAAUCGGCCUCCAGGGGACGAUGAAGGCGAGGAAUUUGUCGGUUUCUCCAACCAACUUAAGGCACUUGGUCUCAAACUGAGAGAGGUUCCAGGAGAUGGAAACUGUUUGUUCCGAGCUCUGGCGGAUCAGCUGGAGGGGAACUCACGAGGUCACCUGCGUCUUAGGCAGGAGACAGUUCAGUACAUGAUGUCUCACCGGCAGGACUUUGAACCUUUUGUAGAAGAUGAUGUGCCAUUUAUUAAGCACGUAUCAGACCUUGCCGAGCCAGGCACCUUUGCCGGCAACGAUGCAAUAGUGGCAUUUGCUCGCAGUCAGCAGGUGAAAGUGGUUAUCCACCAGCUAAAUGCUCCAUUAUGGGAGAUAAAUGGAUCAGAGAAGCCAUUAUGCCAGGAGCUUCACAUAGCGUACCGUUACGGUGACCAUUAUGACAGCGUCCGACAUAUCGCAGACAACUCUGAAAGCCCUGCCCAGCUACGUAUUGCGAAUCUAAAUACUUCAAGACGGUUUGGUGAUUCUGCGAAGGACAAACAGAGAGCACCCUGUCCUAGCCAUGCUCCCUCUGAUGAUGAAGAUGUUAUCCUUAAUUCCCUGAUGACCCCCAGCCCAAACUGUCAAGAGAUAAAUCCAUGCCAGUCAUUCGCCACUUCACAGAUGUGCCAAGAAGAGUGGUUUGAAUACCAGCUGACAAAUCAAUUAUCACCCUGUGAUCUCGGGACAUUAAAUCACCCCAAAACUGUAAAUGAAAAUAUUGACAGUGCACGUCCGCCCGAGAGCAGUACCACACACAAACCCAAGCUGUCUAAUAAACAAAGGAAAGAGCAACAGCGCCUAGAGAAGAAGAAGAGGCAAGAGGAAAGACACAAAAAGAAGGUUCUUCAGGAUCGAGGUUCACAUGACCAGAAUCAGAAUCUGCCUGAUCCGGUUACACUUGUGCCAGCUUUCAACACUCUAAGCAUCUAGCAUCAACACUGGAAACAUCUUGGACAUUUAUAAAAGGUGUUUCUGCUGCUUUAUAUUUAGUUUUUCAAGUAUGGCAAGAAAUUCGAUAAGUUCUACAUUUUGUAUAUGUGGAGAAUUUGAUUAUGUGCAUGAAAAUGUGUUCUGGUCUAAACGCUGCAAUCUCAAUGAAAUAUACUGUCUUUAGGGUAAAUCCAUCAUUCUAUGUGCUACCGUUGCCUUAGCUAAAUAUCUUCACAUUGUUUAAGUUCACUUUAUUAUUUAGAACCAAAGAACUGUAAGUGGGCGGUAUGGAGAUAGUAUUACAUUAUGGUAGAUGUUGGUGAACUGAAAGAAAUUGUUCUUUCCUUUGACUUACAAGGAAUUAAUUCCUAAAUGCUGCCAAUCUUUAUUGAAAUUUAGCAGAGCUUUUCUAAGGCUUUAUAUAUUUUUUUUUUUUGCAUUCUCAUACAGAGAAUCGGUAUAUUUUGAAACGAUAUUUCAUAUUGUGAUUAUCAUGUCAUGUAAGAAAUAAUUCAUUGCACAUUCACAACCUGAAUAAUCAUUCUGUAAGUCUAGUUCAUAUUCAUGUGUUUGUUACACAAACGACUGAGGAUCACAGUUUUAUACAGAAAUGGAAAUUUAUUUAUUUAAAAUCAACAAUAAAGUUUGGGGAGUCUUGA
Messenger RNA from Clarias gariepinus (North African catfish), 1889 nucleotides. RefSeq names its product OTU deubiquitinase 3 (gene otud3). Lineage: Eukaryota; Metazoa; Chordata; Actinopteri; Siluriformes; Clariidae. Gene Ontology annotation, molecular function: cysteine-type deubiquitinase activity. The record is from RefSeq and is a predicted model, not a curated record. Gene Ontology annotation, biological process: protein deubiquitination. The transcript has 8 exons. The coding region runs from base 163 to 1230 and encodes 355 amino acids.